AUUUGGUUACUAGUCUCGCUGUGAUGCUGCCUUUAUACUAUCUGUGCCGCUACAACCACUCGCUUUUCUCAGGACUAAAUAUGAGAAUGUCAGCAUGGAAACAGAGUAGAACAAUGUCAGAUAUUCAAUGUGAAUGCUGACCCAAAUAAGUGUUUUCCAUGCAUCUACAGUACAACCAUAAUGCAGUGUCCACAAGAAUUCUAUCAUGACUACCAGGCUAAGCUGCUUAUGAGAGGACCUUCAGAGACCUGUACAACCAAUCCCCCUCCCCUUGAUCCCCCACACUGUCUGGAGGAUAACCUGUUCCUCUCCUCUGCUCUACCUGUGUCCCACCCUUAAUCCCCCCUUAGACUUAAAAGAAAAUUCAGAGAGCUAGAGAUACACGAUGGCGGUCUUGAGAUUGAGGUUCACCAAGACCAAGAGAGACAAGCUGGCUCAGGUGCUGUGGAUUCUGAACUGGAUCUCAGUGGUGACAGGGGUCCUCCUGUUCAGCCUGGGGCUCUUCCUUAAGGUGGAGAUCAACAAGCGAGGAGAGCUAAUGGCUGAGAGGGACAUCCAGUAUGUGCCCAACAUGCUAAUCGCUGUGGGCCUAAUUGCCUGUGCCAUAAACUUCCUGGGUGGGAAGAUCUGCUAUGACUGCGUGGACACCACCAAGUUCUUGCGCUGGAAACUGAUCAUGCUGCCCUACAUAAUAUGUACCUUCUUCUUCACCUUCUGUGUGCUGGUGGGGGCUCUCAUGUGUUACAGCAUGCGUGGGGAGCUAGAGGAGUCUCUGAAUCUGGGGCUGGCAGAGGCCAUCAGGUUCUACAAGGACACAGACACACCAGGACGAUGCUUCCUGAAGCGAACUGUGGACAUGCUGCAUAUAGAGUUCCAAUGCUGUGGGAACAAUGGAUAUAAAGACUGGUUUCAAAUCCAGUGGAUCAGCAACCGUUACCUGGAUUUGUCCAAAAAAGAGGUGGCGGACCGAUUAAGAAGUAAUGUGGAGGGGAAGUACCUGAUGGACGGAGUGCCCUUCAGCUGCUGCAACAUCAACUCCCCUCGGCCCUGCAUCCAGCAGCAGAUCACCAACAACUCCGCUCACUUCAACUAUGAGCACCAGACGGAAGAGCUGAACCUGUGGAUGAAAGGGUGUCGCCAGGCGCUGCUGGAGUACUACACCCACAUCAUGCAGUCCAUUGGCCUCACAGUUCUCAUCACCUGGCUGUUUGAGCUGUCGGUGUUGACAGGGGUUCGUUACCUCCAGACCUCCCUGGAAAAUUUGCUGAGACAAGGCGACCUCAACUCUGAGUCUGAUGGCUGGCUGCUGGAAAACAGCUUUAUGGAAACUGCCCGCACCAACCUGAACAUCAUCAAGAGCCUAGGCAAAAGCAACCAGAUAGACACAGCCAACAAUGGAGAUCCCAACAUUAAUGUUCCCUCAACCUCCAAAGCACACUAUGGGCCGGACAAUGUGCCACCAAAGGAAAUACCUGAAGCCAGUUGACCUUUCUCAUGCCUCAGUAAGGGCCUUUUCCUCUUUACUUAAAAAGAGUUGUUACAUUACAUUUAUUGGUUGUUAUCCAUAAGAGUCAAGAAUUACAACUAAGAAAUACCUAUACAGAGGUGUUUGUGUGUGGAAACUAAAAUAUAUUGUUGUUGACUUUUUGCAACUAUUGAUGAUUUAUUAUUGUAUCACACAUUUUUUGUACAUCUGUCUUCUGUUUUCUGAUAUUUCAUUGCCUGUGUAUCGUGGUUUUGCAACGUGUGUAAAAAACCUUUUUGGACAGCUGUCAGUUGCAACACUGGAAUCAAAAUGAACGUGAAAUAUAUAAUUGUUUGAUGAAGACAAAUUAGUGAUGUGGGUUGUUGAAGUUGAAGACCACAUUUUUUGUCUGAUUUUACUUCAAAGUAUGAUAGAAAAUGCAGUCCAUUUUUUUUUAUUGCCAUAGCAAGAAUAUAAGAGAUAUAUAUAUUACAUUUCUAUAAAUGUAGGUGCAGGGAGCUUUGACUUGAAAUGUAGUUCUGGGUGAUGAAAUCAAUAGAAACAUUUUUGGAUCCUUGCUGUGCAUUUUACCAGACCUUAGCAAACAAAAUUGUACCAAUGUAAUAGAGUACACAUCACAUCAGCCAUUUUUAACAGUAAAGCCAUCACUACACUGACUCUUAUGUGCCUCAGCAAUGCCACCAUGGUCUUAU
Messenger RNA from Etheostoma cragini (Arkansas darter), 2178 nucleotides. Its product is annotated as photoreceptor outer segment membrane glycoprotein 2-like. Gene Ontology annotation, cellular component: membrane. Gene Ontology annotation, biological process: visual perception. The record is from RefSeq and is a predicted model, not a curated record. The transcript has 4 exons. The coding region runs from base 386 to 1486 and encodes 366 amino acids. NCBI's taxonomy places the organism in Eukaryota, Metazoa, Chordata, Actinopteri, Perciformes, Percidae.